This is a messenger RNA of Seriola aureovittata, 6943 nucleotides long. It is a transcript of the gene ift172, whose product is annotated as intraflagellar transport 172. Lineage: Eukaryota; Metazoa; Chordata; Actinopteri; Carangiformes; Carangidae. Gene Ontology annotation, biological process: intraciliary transport. Bases 148 to 5397 code for a protein of 1749 amino acids. Gene Ontology annotation, molecular function: protein binding. The record is from RefSeq and is a predicted model, not a curated record. Gene Ontology annotation, cellular component: intraciliary transport particle B; axoneme; ciliary basal body. The transcript is spliced from 48 exons.
AUCACAGUUAUGUUUACUACAAAGAUGUCCUCCCUGCUAGCCGCUAGCUUGGACCUGGUCCGCAAAAUGACCAAAUUCUAAAUAUUCCACCGUAUCUCAGCUCUAAUAACAUUAUUCCCAGUACAUGCUUCCUGAACACUUACGACAAUGCAACUGAAGCAUUUAAGAACACUUUUAACCCCCCAGGAGGGUGCUGCCAAAGUGACAUGCAUGGCCUGGGCACAGAACAACACCAAGUUCGCCGUUUGUACUGUUGACAGGGUGGUGCUACUCUAUGAUGAGCAGGGAGAGAGGAGAGACAAGUUCUCCACCAAACCCCUGGACUCCAAGUAUGGAAAACAAAGCUAUGUUGUCAAUGACAUGGUGUUUUCACCGGACUCCACCAAAAUCGCCAUCGGCCAGUCUGACAACAUCAUCUUCGUCUACAGAAUCGGAGAGGACUGGGGGGACAAGAAAGCCAUUUGCAACAAAUUUGUUCAGACAAGUGCUGUGACUUGCCUGCUUUGGCCUGCAGAACAUGCAAUUGUUUAUGGAUUAGUUGAUGGCAAGGUCCGUCUUGCCAACACUCAGACAAACAAGUCCUCAACCAUCUACGGCACAGAGUCCUGUGUUGUCUCCCUGGCAUCCAAUGUCUCUGGUAAAGGCAUCCUGUCUGGACACGCUGAUGGGACAGUUGUGCGUUACUUCUUUGAUGACGAAGGCUCAGGGGAGUCUCAGGGGAAGCUGUUGAAUCAUCCGUGCCCGCCCUACGCGCUGGCCUGGGGUGCAAACAGCAUCAUGGUGGGCGGCUGCGACAAGAAGGUGGUAGCCUACGGCAGGGAGGGUCACAUCCUGCAGACCUUUGACUACACCCGCGAGCGGACAGAGCGGGAGUUCACCGUGGCUGCUACCAGCCCCAGCGGGCAGUCUGUCGUGUUCGGCAGCUAUGAUCGGCUGCGGGUGUUUAACUGGGCUCCGAGGAGAGGUGUGUGGGACGAAGCCAAACCUAAAGAGAUUGUCAACCUCUACACCAUCACCAGCUUGGCCUGGAAGAAAGACGGAUCACGCCUCUGUGCGGGAACACUGUGUGGAGGAGUGGAACUUUUCGAUUGCUGCCUGCGACGGGCCAUUUAUAAGAACAAGUUCGAGAUGACCUACGUUGGCCUGAGCCAGGUGAUAGUGAGGAACCUCUCUACAGGAACUCGGGUGGUGCUGAAGUCCUACUAUGGUUAUGAGAUAGAGGAAGUCAAGAUCAUGGGAAAAGAUCGCUUCCUGGUGGCUCACACCUCCGAUACUCUCCUGCUGGGCGACCUGCUGACAAAUAAACUGAGUGAGGUGCCGUGGCCCGGCUCUGGGGGAAAUGAAAAGUUCUUCUUUGAGAAUGAAACUGUGUGCAUGAUUUUUAAUGCCGGAGAGCUGAGUCUGGUGGAGUACAGUAACAACGAAAUCCUGGGAUCAGUCAGAACUGAAUUUAUGAAUCCUCAUCUCAUUAGUGUCCGACUAAAUGAGAGAAAGCAGAGAGGAGUUGAGGACAACAAAAAGCUCGCUUAUCUGAUUGACAUAAAGACCAUCGCUGUUGUGGACCUGGCCGGAGGCUACAAUCUGGGAACCAUCAGCCACGACUCCAAGAUUGACUGGCUGGAGCUCAAUGAAACCGGACGCAAACUGCUGUUUAGGGACAAGAAACUGCGGCUCCAUCUGUACGACAUAGAGACGGGAGUGAAGACCACAGUGCUGAGUUUCUGCUCCUAUGUCCAGUGGGUGCCCGGCAGUGAUGUGGUGGUCGCCCAAAACAGAGGAAACCUCUGCAUUUGGUACAGUAUCGACAGCCCAGAGAGCGUCACCAUGUUCCCGAUCAAGGGAGACAUUGUGAAUCUAGAGAGAGUUGAUGGAAAGACGGAUGUGAUCGUGACGGAGGGCGUCAACACGGUGACGUACAUGCUGGAUGAAGGCCUCAUCGAGUUUGGUACUGCUAUUGAUGAUGGAGACCAUGACAGAGCCACGGCAUUCCUCGAGACUCUGGAGAUGUCACCAGAGACUGAAGCCAUGUGGAAGACGCUCAGCAAGCUGGCUCUGGAGGCACGCCAGCUGCACAUUGCAGAAAGGUGUUUUGCUGCGUUGGGUGACGUCUCCACUGUUCGUUUCCUGCACCAAACGAACCAGAUUGCCGACAAAGUGUCCAAUGAGAUGGGAGGAGAUGGGACUGCGUUCUACCAAGUCCAGGCCCAUGUGGCCAUGCUGGAUAAGAACUUCAAAAUGGCUGAGAUGCACUUCAUGGAGCAGAAUGCCAUUGAUGAAGCCAUAGAGAUGUACCAGGAGCUCCACAUGUGGGAUGACUGCAUUGCUGUGGCUGAGGCCAAGGGCCACCCAGAGCUGGACAGCCUGCGUGUGAGCUACUACCAGUGGUUGACGGAGACGGGUCAGGACGAGAAGGCCGGUGAGGUGAAGGAGAGCGAUGGAGACUUCCAGGGAGCCAUCAAUCUGUACCUGAAGGCCGGACUCCCUGCGAAAGCUGCACGUCUGGCCAUCAGCCGGCCGGAGAUCACAAACAACAGCGACACCGUCAGUCGCAUCGCUGCCAGUCUGAUCAAGGGAGAGUUUUACGAGAGGGCAGGAGAUCUGUAUGAGACGAUCAGAAACAACCAGAGAGCUCUGGAGUGCUACUGCAAAGGAGGUGCCUUCAGGAAAGCGGUGGAGCUGGCUCGUCUCACCUUCCCUGCCGAGGUGGUGAAACUGGAGGAGGCCUGGGGGGACUACCUGGUCCAGCAGAAACAGAUGGACGCCGCCAUCAACCACUUCAUUGAAGCAGGCUGCUCGCUGAAAGCCAUCGAGGCGGCCAUCGCAGCUCGUCAGUGGAAGAAAGCCGUACACAUCCUGGAGUUACAGGAGGAUCCAUCAGCAGGGAAAUACUACGUGAAGAUAGCUCAGUACUACGCCUCCAUGCAGGACUAUGAGGUGGCAGAACAACUAUUUGUGAAAGGAGGUCACAUUAAAGAUGCCAUAGACAUGUACACCACAGCAGGACGCUGGGAGGAGGCUCAUAAGCUGGCAGUGGAGUGUAUGACAGAGGAGGAGGUUAUGGCGCUGUAUAUCAGCAGAGCUCAGGAGCUGGAGGGAGACGGGAAGUUGAAAGAGGCUGAGAGGCUGUUUGCCACAGUGAAGCAGCUUGACCUCGCCAUCACCAUGUACAAGAAAAACCGGAUGUUUGAUGAUGUUAUCCGCCUGGUGGCCAAACAUCACCCCGACCUGCUGACUGAGACCCACCUCCACCUGGCCAAGGAGUUGGAGGCCGAGUCCAGGUUCUCAGAGGCCGAGUACCACUUCAUGGAGGCUGAGGAGUGGAAAGCUGCUGUCCACAUGUACAGAGUCAAUGACAUGUGGGAGGAUGCAUACAGGGUGGCAAAGAGUCACGGCGGGGCUGGAGCCCAGAAGCAGGUGGCCUACCUGUGGGCCAGGAGCCUGGGAGGAGAGGCGGCCGUGAAGCUGCUCAACAAGUUUGGCCUCAUGGAAUACGCCAUUGAGUCUGCGUCAAACAACUUCUCAUUUGACUUUGCCUUUGAUUUGGCCCGUCUUUCAUGUAAGGAGAAGAUUCCUGAAAUCCACCUUAAACACGCCAUAUACCUGGAAGAUGAGGGAAAGUUUCCUGAGGCAGAAGUUGAGUUCAUCAAAGCAGGAAAACCCAAAGAAGCUGUGUUCAUGUAUGUCCACAACAAGGACUGGGCCAACGCGCAGCGGGUGGCUGAGGGCCACGAUCCAGAGAGUGUGUCUGAGGUUCUGGUCGGCCAAGCCAAGUUCUGCUUUGAACAGAAAGAUUUCCAGAAGGCUGAAGCCUUCCUGCUCCGAGCCCAGAGACCCGAACUGGCUGUUAAAUAUUACAAGGAUGCAGACAUGUGGAGUGAUGCCAUGCGUAUCUGUAAGGAGUAUCUCCCCAACAAGCUCUCCAUGCUCCAAGAGGAGUACGAGAAAGAGACCUCCAAGAAGGGAAUCCGGGGUGUGGAGGGUCUGCUGGAACAGGCCAGGGAGUGGGAGCAGUCAGGUGAACACUCCCGGGCCGUGGAGUGUUACCUGAAGGUGAAGGACGACUCCAACACGGCGCUGAUGGAGAAGUGCUGGAUGAAGGCAGCAGAGUUGUCCAUCAAGUUCCUGAGCGGAGACCGAGCAAUUGAGGUGGUCCAGGUGGUCGGACCACGACUCACACACCUGAGGAAGUACAACGCUGCUGCCGAGCUUUACUUAAACAUGGACCUGAUCAAAGAUGCGAUCGAUGUCUUCAUUGAGGGUGAGGAGUGGAACAAAGCCAAGAGAGUCGCCAAGGAGCUGGAGCCCAGGUACGAGGACUAUGUGGACCAGAAGUACAAAGAGCAUCUGAAGAAUCAAGGCAAAGUAGAUUCUCUGGUGGGUGUGGAUGUCAUGGCAGCUUUGGACAUGUACGCAGAAAGAGGCCAGUGGGAGAAGUGUCUGGAAACAGCAUCAAAACAGAACUUUAAGAUCCUCCAUAAGUAUAUCGCUCUGUACGCCACGCACCUCAUCAAGGAGGAGGACGCCCCGAAGGCUCUGCAGCUCUACAUACAGCACGGAGCUCCACCUAACUCUCAGAACUUUAACAUUUACAAGCGCCUGUUCCUGGAUCUGAUUAACCUCCCUGACACUGAUGGACCAGAGUCUUACCGCAUGUGGGCCGACCUCCGCAAUUUCCUGUUUCAGCUGUGUGAGAACUUGUCCGAGUCAGCCGAGGCCAAUUCUCCAGCUCAUGAGGACUUUGAACAGAUGCUGCUGAUCGCUCAUUACUACGCCACGCGAGCCGGCGCUAAAGGAGUCGAGCAGCUGAUCAGCGUAGCAGCCAAGCUGUCAGUGUCUCUGCUACGUCACACUGAGCUCGUUCCUGCAGACAAGGCUUUCUACGAGGCUGGUCUCAGCUGCAGGGCUGUUGGCUGGGAGAACAUGGCUUUCAUCUUCCUCAACCACUUCCUGGAUCUGUGUGACGCGAUUGACGAGGGGACCCUGGACGCUCUGGACCACUCUGACUUCAUCGACACUGACAUCCCCUUCGAAGUUCCUGUUCCCACCAAACUCUGUGUCACUGAUGCCCAGCGGGAGCAGAUCCGUGACUGGGUGCUGAUGGUCUCCAUGGACCACCGGUUAGAGCAGGUUCUGCCCCGAGAUGAGAGGAACUCGUAUGAAGCCUCGCUGGUGGCUACAAACACCGGCCUGCGCUCGCUGCCCUGUGUCCUCACCGGCUACCCCGUGCUGAGAAAUAAGAUCGAGUUCUCGUCUGUGGGCAAAACGGCCAACAAGGACGACUGGAACAAAUUCCUCAUGGCCACGAAGACCACUCACAGUCCGGAGUGUCAGGAUGUCCUGAAGUUCAUCAGCCAGUGGUGCGGUGGUCUGCCCACAUCUGGAUUCUCCUUCCACUGAUACAGACCUGCUUCGUCCUCUAGUUUUAUUACUCUCUUUCAUCUUCACUGUAAGUUCUUCAUCCAUCCGUCCAUUUUCUGUCCCCUCCUCUUCCUCCUGAGGCUCUUUGUGCUGAAACGUUCUGACAGGACCUGAGCCAGGAUUCCAUUAAACAAACAACUUUUUUUCCCCCACAAUUUAUUUAUUUAUUCAACUUUUCAUUUAUAUAAAUUUAAUCUCAUGUCAUCAUGGUCUAAAUGCUGUUUUAAUGCCCUCUUCUGCACUUCCUGAAAUGUGGACAAAACUUAUAUCCCUUUGUUUUGUUUUAAUUUUCUCUUUUUUCAGCUUAACAGUCAUUUUAGACAAUUUUAAUCUUAAAAACUAUCUGAAUCUUCCUUAAAGAGUGCAGUACGUGGAGUAUCUGUAUAAUUACAUAAUUACACAAUCUAAAAGUCCAAUGAACCCUGUUAAAUUCAAAGAAAUAUUACCUUUUACGUCCCCUCAUUCUUUCACAUUAGAUUAUCGUCACAGCGAAAACAUCAGAUAAAACAUUAUAUAAGUUUCACAGAAUUCAGGGUUGAAUAUUUUUGAAACAGCGUUUGAGACCAAGAAAAUCUAAAUAUUUCCUUUACAGUAACAAAAGAUUAACAUGAAUGAAUGAAUGAAGGACAUGAACGUGUCUCACUGGGUUCAGUUUACACACUGACUGACACUGAUCUUCACAUUUUUUAGCUCCUAUACGAGCAGCAUAAUCUAAAAUCUAAUCUAAAUAUGUAAAAUGAAUGUAAUUUAAUGAUAUCAAUAUAUUUUAUUCUUCAGUCAGUGCGUUUUGCUUGAAUUCUAUUUAAAGAAUAAGGCGUCUGAUAUUCCAUAUUAUUGUUAUUUUCAACAGAUUCCAUUUAAAAACCUGCUCUGCCUGUGUCUGUGCUCCAUGUCCACUGGUUCCUACUGAAGACGUAAAACUUCCAAAAUGGGUCACAAAUAUGUAGUUUCAUUUUUAGAAAAGGCUCAGUGUUUUUUCUUAAACUGCUGAGCACUGUAGUUCUUAGCAAACGUUACUCAAACAGGAGUAAAAAGUGCAUUUGUUGGCACUAUUUCCAACAAAUGCGGAUGAAUACACAUUCGUUUCUAAUAGUUUUUGACAACAAUGGAGCUCUACAGCACAGAGGAAUGAGACAUAUCAGGCUUUAGAUGGACAGAUAAUACUUUUUACUUUGGUCUUUUCAUGAGAUUUGUUGUCGUUCACACAUUCCUCUGCUGUGUUGUUCUUUUCUCCUCUUCCUCUCAUCAGAAGGACUUUCUCUCAGGAUGGCAUCGCUGAAUAAAAAGCCAAAGGUUAGAGCAGAUUUUAGCAGAAGACUUUCUAGUCCACAAUAUAUUAUAAUACUAUAAAAUAAACAAGUUGACUGGUACUGUACUGACGGUUGGAGGGACUGUUUAAUGUGCAGAGUCUGAAGUGUCUGUGUACGUGUGGUUUAGAUGCUGGUGUUUCUGGCAAUGCCUUUAUUCUGUGUUUGAUAUGGAAUGUAUUUUGUUAAAUAAAGUUCAAAUAAAAGAUAGUUUUCAA